Messenger RNA from Drosophila busckii, 2150 nucleotides. RefSeq names its product molybdenum cofactor synthesis protein cinnamon (gene cin). The coding region runs from base 193 to 2037 and encodes 614 amino acids. Lineage: Eukaryota; Metazoa; Arthropoda; Insecta; Diptera; Drosophilidae. Gene Ontology annotation, biological process: establishment of synaptic specificity at neuromuscular junction; postsynaptic neurotransmitter receptor diffusion trapping; gamma-aminobutyric acid receptor clustering. Gene Ontology annotation, molecular function: molybdopterin molybdotransferase activity. The record is from RefSeq and is a predicted model, not a curated record. The transcript has 8 exons. Gene Ontology annotation, cellular component: cytoplasm; postsynaptic specialization; cytosol.
AUACUAAUAUUCAAUUUUAGUUAGAACGACGCAAUGAUAAAUAUGAACUGCACUAGUUCAUUGGAAUAAAACGCGCUAUUUGACAACUCUGUUAAACGGACAAAGCAGUCUGAACAUGAUUUAAGUGCUAAACACAACUUUAAACAAUUUAAUUAAAAGUUGGUCGGCAUCGAUUUAUUCACAACUGACGCAAUGGAGUCUAUAACAUUUGGUGUGCUAACAAUUAGCGAUAGCUGUUACCAGGAGCCGGCUAAGGAUAGCAGCGGGCCGCGUUUAAUGUCGCUUAUUCGCGCUGCCUUUACCAAUGCACAGGUGGUGGCUAGCGUGCUGCCCGAUGAGCGUGACUUGAUACAACGUGAGCUACGCAAGUGGAUUGAUCGCAGCGACGUGCGUGUUAUAAUAACUACAGGUGGGACUGGCUUUGCGCCACGCGAUGUUACGCCCGAGGCCACAAAGCCGCUGCUCGACAAGGAAUGCAUGCAGAUGAGCUUUGCCAUUGCCCUGGCAUCGCUGAAAAAAACCAAAUUUGCCGCCCUAUCGCGUGGUCUCUGCGGCAUUGCAGGCAAUACGCUUGUGCUGAAUUUUCCAGGCAGCGAACGUGCCGUGGUGGACUGCUUUGAGGUAGUCCAAGAGCUGCUGCCACAUGCUCUGAGUCUAAUAAGCGAUAAUGUGAAGCUGGUGCAAGCGACGCAUGAGGCAAUGCAAACCGAAACUGUAGCCUCACCCAGACAUGUCUGUCCACACAAAACUGGCGCUGGCGAUGCCAAUGAUCGCAACUCACCUUACCCGAUGCUGCCGGUGCUGGAGGCCUUGGAUAUUAUACUGCAGCAUGUGCAACGCCAUACGCAGCUGGAGCAGCAAUUGAUGAACUUGCAGUCACCGGUGCAUAUACCUCCGUUCCGAGCGUCCAUUAAGGAUGGCUAUGCUAUGAAAUCUACAGGAUUUGCAGGCAGCAAACGUGUGCUGGGCUGCAUAGCUGCAGGCGAUGGCAUUGAGCCACAUCCACUGCAGGAAGAUGAGUGCUUCAAGAUCAAUACGGGCGCACCGCUGCCCGAGCAUGCAGACUGUGUGGUGCAAGUAGAGGAUACGAAGUUGCUGCAGCGUGACAAAUAUGGCGAGGAAAGUCUGGUGGAAAUACUAGUCGAACCCACAGCUGGGCUGGACGUGCGAGCCAUUGGCCAUGACAUGGCAGCUGGCGACAAAGUUUUUCCACAAUUUGAUGCCUCGCCUGUGGUUAUUAACUCCUUGCUAGCCGCCGUGGGCAUUCAGCAGUCUGUGCCAAAGCCUAAAAUCGCAAUAAUAUCCACAGGCAGCGAGCUGCUGGCGCCGGGCCAGCCAGCGCAGCCUGACAAAAUCUUUGACUCGAAUAGCAGCAUGCUUGCCGCAUUGCUGCAACAAUUUGGCUUUGAUUGUGAGCAGCAGCACGUGCUGGUUGAUGACCUAAGCUCCACUACCAUCAACUUGGACAAACUGUUCGACGCUGUGGACUUUGUCAUUUGCAGCGGUGGCGUCUCCAUGGGUGACAAGGAUUUCAUAAAGCCCGCGCUGCAGCAUUUGCAAUUUAAACUGCAUUUUGGACGUGUUAACAUGAAGCCUGGCAAACCCUUCACCUUUGCCAGCAAGUCGGACAAGUAUUUCUUCGGUCUGCCUGGCAAUCCGGUAUCGGCUUUUGUUACCUUUCAUUUGUUUGCCCUGCCCGCCAUACGCUGGGCCGCUGGCUGGCAGCGUGCUCAAUGCAGUUUGCCUGUUGUCAAUGUCAGCUUGCUCAAUGAAUCCCUUGAGCUGGACGCGCGUCCCGAAUAUGUGCGCGCCUCAGUUACCUCCAUUAAUGGAGAGCUUUAUGCUAUUGUGACUGGAGAUCAGAUUAGCAGCCGUCUCAAGAGCAUUGUACGCGCCGAUGUGUUAGUCCAUUUGCCAGCCCGAUCGGCAGCCCGCACUACAGUGCGUGCUGGUGAAAUUUUUCCAGCUUCGAUCUUGCGCAACGAUUUUAUUUCCAAUUAUAAGGUGAGCCCUGACGCUGGAAAUUUGCGGCGUUAAGCCGCUAGUCUCGGUCUAGGACGAAAGCAUCAUGAACAAAUUAAAUCAUCACAAGCCUCUUCAUGUAUAAGUUAAUACUAACAAUUACUAUUAUAAAUGUCUAUAUUAAUCAA